Molecule: messenger RNA, 432 nt
Organism: Fasciola hepatica (liver fluke)
Lineage: Eukaryota; Metazoa; Platyhelminthes; Trematoda; Plagiorchiida; Fasciolidae
Source: the annotation of a GenBank genome assembly
AUGUCACUUAAGACGGAAUUGAGCCGAUCUGCGGGCGCGGUUUUCGGUUUUGGUCGCGACUUUCGUUUUGCGUUUGCCGGUGUGUCCGUCGUCGGUGUCCGGGGUUUUCAGUGGCCUUAUCGGGCUUUUCUUGUAGCUGGUCCCCAUCACACAUCUUCACAGAUGUCUGAGUCUGUUUAUACAGUGAAGUUGCCCGCUCCACGUGAAGUGACCCCAUUGAUCCGCACUGCCCGUUGGGGAUUACUGGCGGUGGGUAUUCUUUAUGGCGCUAUCCGUCUCAAAUUCUUGAAAUCUCGGGAGGUCAACAUACAAAAGAGGAACAAAAUUAUCUUGGAAAAGCGAGCCAAAGAAUACAAGGAAUGGUUUGCUGAACAGGCCGAGAAAUCCGCUCAACAACUUGCCCGAGAAGCUGGUGUUUUACAAAAACCCUAA